Eurytemora carolleeae is the source of this 2378-nucleotide messenger RNA. RefSeq names its product spermine oxidase. The record is from RefSeq and is a predicted model, not a curated record. The transcript has 19 exons. Lineage: Eukaryota; Metazoa; Arthropoda; Copepoda; Calanoida; Temoridae. Gene Ontology annotation, molecular function: polyamine oxidase activity. The coding region runs from base 45 to 1823 and encodes 592 amino acids.
CUAAACCUCUCACUGAAAAAUCAGCUGUUUAUAUUCGGCGAAAAAUGGCCGAGGGAUGGGCGACGCCGGACAAAAAUGACGAAAACUACCAUCAGUUUAUCGUCAUUGGCGCUGGAAUCGCUGGUUUAUCGGCGGCCAGUCAUCUUGCCAAAAAUGGUUUUAAAGAUUUUAAAGUUCUGGAGGCUAGAAAUAGAUUAGGAGGCCGUGUAGCAACAAUGCAAAUAGAUGGAAGUAAGGUUGAGCUGGGAGCACACUGGAUCCACGGAAUUCUAGGGAAUCCCUUGUAUGAGCUGGCUGUUAGUAACAAUCUUGUGGACGUUAUGCAGAGCAGUACACCACACAACGUGGUCGCCACUACAGAGGAGGGCAGAAGACUUCCGUUUCCGGUUCUACAAGAGAUAUAUGAAGCCUACUUCUGGUUCUUUAAACGAUGUGAGGAGUAUUUCCUGUGUAAAUAUCAACCUCCGGAUGGGGUAAAAACUGUUGGAGAACACGUGGAGCUAGAAAUUAAUAUAUAUUUACAAAGAUACCCCCCUCAGCAACGAUAUCUAAGACGACUGAUAUUUGAUUACUUAAUGAAGAGAGAGAGUUGUAUUACAGGGUGUGGAACUAUGCAUGAAAUUGAUCUGCUAAGCAUUGGAAGCUAUACAGAGCUUCCUGGUGGUAACAUUGCUCUUCCUACAGGAUACUCUAGUGUUCUAGCUCCUAUACUCAAGAAUAUACCUGCUGAUAAUAUACUUAAACAACAUCCCAUCAAAACCAUACACUGGCAGCAUGUCGAAUCCGAGACUGGAUACGAUUCAGAUGGAUCAGAUUCAUCAGUUAACACUGUCAAAUCUGUGGGAGGUGACGAUGAUGUUGGAUUAGAUACUGGACAAAUAAAUGGAAUAUCAGCUGUUUCACUGCCAGCUAGUUGCCGUACAUCAAGACGAGGGAGUACUGAGAAUUUAUAUAAACGAAAGGGUAAACCAAGGGUAAAGGUUGAAUGUGAGAAUGGAAGCAUUUUUCUAGCGGAUCACGUGAUCUGCACUGUACCACUAGGUCUACUGUCCUCUAAAAGCCUGUUUGACCCCCCGCUACCAGAGAAAAGGGUCAGCUCAAUGUCUAAACUUGUUUUCGGUGUGGUUAACAAGAUCUUUCUAGCUUAUGAUGCUCCUUUCCUCAACCCAGAUAUAUCAGAGGUGAUAGUUCUAUGGAACCGUAUAAAUGAGAAGGAAGUCCCAAUGGCAGAACGCUGGUAUAGAAAGAUCUACUCAUUUUGUAAAGUAUCAGAUACAGUGCUACUAGCCUGGAUUUGCGGGGAGGAAGCUAAGUAUAUGGAAAACUUGAAGAUGAAUGUUGUAGCAGACGCCUGCACCUCCAUACUUAGGAAAUUCCUUGCUGACCCUUACAUACCGAGACCAAAGAGCUGUAUUUUUACGUCAUGGGGAAGUCAGCCGUACACUGGAGGUUCCUACACUGCUAUUGGUACAGGGGGUACACAGGCGGAUAUAGAAACCAUUGCACAACCACUCUUCUCAAACAAAAAGAAACGAGUGCCGGUUGUAGCCUUUGCUGGUGAGCAUUGUCAUCCUUCCUUCUACAGUACUGGACAUGGAGCUUAUCUAACUGGUAGAUCAGCUGCUCAGCUUUGUAUAAGGAGUGUGAAGGAAAUAACACAGCAGGGAGAGAUUAGCUAUAAUCUAACAGAUGCCAGUGUUUCAGAUCUGUCCAGUUGGUUACAAGAGGUAAGCUGCGGGGAGAAAAACCUAGAAGACUACAGAGCAAAGACGAGUGGAUCAAGACCAAGACGAGACGAUGGUCAGUUCGUCACGCCAAGAUAAAGACCAAAGACUACAGUGAGAACCAGAAAACGUUCCAACAUUUGUCGUCUUCAAUGUCGGUGUAAGGAUUUAGUAAUUUGCAACUGAACUACUAUUUAAAAAAUGCAAUGCACAUUUUUAGAGUUGUGUCAGUUACAACAAUUGCAAAUUACACAAUUUCUGGUUCGCAUUGAACUUUGAAUUAAAUAACAUAUAAUUGUGACAGAAACAUGGUUUGUAGAGUUUAGAAAUUAGUUAAAUUUGGCCUGAUUAGUAAUCAUAUCGGGUUGUUUACUGGUAAAACAGUACUUGAGGUCAGAAAAUGCUUGCCAUAUAUUUUAAGUUGAACUAGUCAAAAUAAAAAGACUGCUUUUAAUGCACAACUAUAUAAAUCACUUAAAAUGUUCCGUGUUUUCUCAAAUGUACAGAUUAAAAAAAAUAACGUAAUAUUAUAAUCAUUCAUGACUUUUUAAAUCUAGUCUUGAGCUAAAUCCAGAUUUUUUUGUAAAAUUUUUAUUUUGAUGCUAUUUUGUAAAUUUAGUAUGAAUUGUUUAAUGGCAGUUACCAUGGAAUAAA